Molecule: messenger RNA, 324 nt
Organism: Lodderomyces elongisporus
Lineage: Eukaryota; Fungi; Ascomycota; Pichiomycetes; Serinales; Debaryomycetaceae
Exons: 1
Coding region: 1-324 (107 amino acids)
Biological process (GO): mitochondrial electron transport, NADH to ubiquinone
Source: RefSeq, a predicted model, not a curated record
AUGUCGUCUCAGAUUCUUCCAUUCACAGAAGCAAAUUCACGCAGAAUAGCAUCAUUGUUCCGCCAAGCUAUGCGUACAGCAUUCGACCACUCAUUGAAAUUUGACGUGUACCGUAAUGCAACCAUCAACAUUAGAUCACAAUUCCAAGCUAACAAGGAUGUAUCGGACCCAGAGGAAGUGGAUAGAUUGGUCAAAGAAUGUGAAGCUAAAUUGCAACACUGGAAACACCCAGAUCCUUAUAUCUCACCAUGCAGGCCAGGAGGAACCAAGUACGAGAGAAAUAUUCCUGUUGCUAGAACACCACUCAUACCUGGUGACUGGUAA